GGAGAGCGCAUUAUCCCCCCUCUCUUGCUCCCUGUUAAAUCCGAGUCUAGCGCAACUGCAGACGCCUUUUGCGAGAAAGAGGGCGAGGAAGGGAUUGGGGGGUAAGGGGAGAAGGAUAAGAAGAAGCCAGGGUGAAAAGUCUUCUAGGAGAGCUGCUCGCAUUUGCAACAAAGAGACUGGGGGCUGGGGAGAGAUUCCUGGGACCGAGGGCUGGAGUGCCUAUUACGAGCUGAGCGGCAGGGCUCAGGCGAGAGUCGAAACUGACUUCCAGGAGCGGCUUUUUAAAAACGCAGGCCACCAGGACAGUCACCCAAGCGACCAUGUCUCCUGAUUUCUAGCCUUGUACUCUUUGGAAAGCGGCAUUUUUCCUCCCCAAAAGACACUCCCCCCCUCCCUUUGAGGUCUUUUAGUUGUGAUUUCCUCCUCUUGUUUUUGCUUUUUGUUUUUCUUGCUUUGUUUUGUUGUUUUGUUUUUUUUUUUAAUUAUGUGCUGCUGUUAAAAAAAGAAAAGAAAAGCAACAACCCGGCAGCUGCGGACUUGCCCCUGGCUGGAGCCCAGCGCCCCGCCUGGAGUGGAUGAGCUUCUCCAUGAGAGAUCCGGUCAUUCCUGGGACAAGCAUGGCCUAUCAUCCGUUCCUACCUCACCGGGCGCCGGACUUCGCCAUGAGCGCGGUGCUGGGUCACCAGCCGCCCUUCUUCCCCGCGCUGACGCUGCCUCCCAACGGCGCCGCGGCGCUUUCGCUGCCGGGCGCCCUGGCCAAGCCGAUCAUGGAUCAAUUGGUGGGGGCGGCCGAGACCGGCAUCCCUUUCUCGUCCCUGGGGCCCCAGGCUCAUCUGAGGCCUCUGAAGACCAUGGAGCCCGAGGAAGAGGUGGAGGACGACCCCAAGGUCCACCUCGAGGCUAAAGAACUUUGGGAUCAAUUCCACAAGCGGGGCACGGAGAUGGUGAUUACCAAGUCCGGCAGGCGAAUGUUCCCCCCAUUUAAAGUAAGAUGUUCUGGGCUGGAUAAAAAAGCCAAAUAUAUUCUAUUGAUGGACAUUAUAGCAGCAGAUGACUGUCGAUAUAAAUUUCACAAUUCUCGGUGGAUGGUGGCAGGCAAGGCUGAUCCUGAAAUGCCAAAGAGAAUGUACAUUCACCCGGACAGCCCUGCUACCGGAGAACAGUGGAUGUCUAAAGUUGUCACUUUCCACAAACUGAAACUCACCAACAACAUUUCAGACAAACACGGAUUCACUUUGACCUUCCCAAGUGAUCACGCAACGUGGCAGGGGAAUAAUAGUUUUGGUACUCAGACGAUCUUGAACUCCAUGCACAAAUACCAGCCCCGGUUCCACAUUGUAAGGGCCAAUGACAUCUUGAAACUUCCUUAUAGCACAUUUCGGACAUACUUGUUCCCCGAAACCGAAUUCAUUGCUGUGACUGCAUACCAGAAUGAUAAGAUAACUCAGUUAAAAAUAGACAACAACCCUUUCGCGAAAGGUUUCCGGGACACUGGAAAUGGCAGGAGAGAGAAAAGAAAACAGCUGACCCUGCAGUCCAUGAGGGUGUUUGAUGAAAGACACAAAAAGGAGAAUGGGACCUCAGAUGAGUCCUCCAGUGAACAAGCAGCCUUCAACUGCUUUGCGCAGUCCUCGUCUCCAGCCGUGUCCACCGUGGGGACAUCGAACCUCAAAGAUCUGUGUCCCAGCGACGGUGAGAGCGACGCCGAGGCGGAGAGCAAGGAGGAUCACGGCCCGGAGGCCUGCGACGCGGCCAAAAUCUCCACCACCACGUCGGAGGAGCCGUGCCGCGGCAAGAGCAGCCCGGCAACCAAGGCGCACGUCUUCGCGGCCGAGCCCGGCGGCCGGCCCCGGGACAGCGCGCGGCUGGACAAGGCGUCGCCCGACUCGCGCCAUAGCCCGGCCACCAUCUCGUCCAGCACCCGCGGCCUGGGCGCCGAGGAGCGCCGGAGCCCGGGCCGCGAGGGCGCGGCCACUGCCAAGGUCGAGGAGGCCCGCGGGCUGUCGGGGAAGGAGGCCUUCGCGCCGCUCACGGUGCAGACCGACGCGGCCGCCGCGCACCUGGGCCAGGGCCCCCUGCCGGGCCUCGGCUUCGCCCCCGGCCUGGCCGGCCAGCAGUUCUUCAACGGGCACCCGCUCUUCCUGCACCCCGGCCAGUUCGCCAUGGGGGGCGCCUUCUCCAGCAUGGCGGCCGGCAUGGGGCCCCUGCUGGCCACCGUGUCCGGGGCCUCCACUGGCGUCUCCGGCCUGGAUUCCACGGCCAUGGCCUCAGCCGCCGCGGCGCAGGGACUGUCCGGGGCGUCCGCGGCCACCCUGCCUUUCCACCUCCAGCAGCACGUCCUGGCUUCUCAGGGCCUGGCCAUGUCGCCUUUCGGAAGCCUGUUCCCUUAUCCCUACACGUACAUGGCUGCCGCCGCGGCCGCCUCCUCCGCCGCGGCCUCCAGUUCCGUACACCGCCACCCCUUCCUCAACCUAAACACCAUGCGCCCGCGGCUGCGCUACAGCCCCUACUCCAUCCCGGUGCCGGUCCCGGACAGCAGCAGCCUGCUCACCACCGCCCUGCCGACCAUGGUGGCCGCUGCGGGGCCCCUGGACGCCAAAGCCGCCGCCCUGGCCGCCAGCCCAGCCUCGGUGGCCGUGGACUCGGGCUCGGAACUCAACAGCCGCUCCUCCACGCUCUCCUCCAGCUCCGUGUCCUUGUCGCCCAAACUCUGCCCGGAGAAAGAGGCGGCCACCAGCGAACUGCAGAGUAUCCAGCGGUUGGUCAGCGGCUUGGAAGCCAAGCCGGACAGGUCCCGCAGUGCGUCCCCGUAAACCUCUCCCCAGAAAAGUCUCUUCAUUCCAGUCCAGUCGAGUCUGCAGUGCACUUUGUUGGAUGUCAGAUAAACCACGGGGGUGCCGUGGAGUUAGCCCUUCCUUUUUGCAGCUGAGUCUGGGAAGGGGUGCCAGACUCCUCGAGAGAAUAUACUAGCGAUAGGCCCUGUCGUCUUGGCAUGGUGCAUAUAUCUGGAGUCUGGCCCAGAUUCUGGGGGCUCAGAAACGUCUGUUGCAUCAUUGAGCUAUUGGGGGUAGGAGUUAAAGCAUUUAUGUCCGGAGCAAUUUCCAGCAAGGCUGGUCUGGGAGCUGUGGCCGAAGAAAAAAGGUAGCCAAGCCCACCGGGAAGGGAGAUGCUGAAAGGCACCUCCUCCAGGGUGGAUUUAUAUUUUUUCCUUCGCUGUGUCAAGUGAAAACAAAAAUAAAAUAAAAUUAAAUAAAAUUAAAAAACAGGGACACCUGAAAACGUUAACGUGAUUCUGUUUGUGAAGGUUAAAAAGUUUAUAGUGACUUGCAUAUCAGUUCUGAAUAAAUGACUGAGCACCAUGGUUUGGGGAGGAAUGUCCCUGUCAUUCUUGUUUAGUCUAUGUUAAGGAAAUCUGUGUCUUUUUAAUAUUCUUGUAACAUUUUAAGAGCCACUAUAGGUCUCUUCUUGCAUGUUCCAUGGUAAUGUACUUUGUGGUUUUUAUUUUGAACGCUUGCUUUUAGAGAGAAAAAUGACAUGACUCCAUACCCCUUCCCCAAUCUUCUACCCUCAAAUCAGAGAAAUCUAAAGGGAAGGAGUGGGAAAAACACAACGAAUUUAUUUUAUCUAAGCUCUGUAGCAGGAUUCAUGCUUUCCCUCUUUGACAGUCCUUUCUCUUUCCUGUGUAUGCAAUAACAAGGUUUUAAGAAAAAUAAUAAAGAAGCAGCGAGACUAUUAGACAAAGUAUUUAUGUAAUUAUUUGAUAACUUGUAAAUAGGUGGAAUAUGAAUGCUUGGAAAUUAAACUUUAAUUUAUUGACAUUGUACAUAGCUCUAUGUAAAUAGGAUUGCAACUGUCAGGUUUUUGUUCAUUUCCCUGUAGUCGGUUUCAUUUCAAGGUCACAGGAUCGCUUUUAAAACUAGAAAACACACUUUCUGCACCAUCAACACACUUUGAAAAGAGUUGCCUGAAGAAAAUAUAUAUUUCUUUUUUAAUGUCCAAAGGAGUGGAGGGGGAGAAUGCCAUUGCCUAUUUUAGCCAAAAUUGGAGAGAAGGGGUGCCACUUCCCAGUUCUACUUUAAACUCCUUAAACUAUAGCCCCCCAAGAGCGAUUCUGAGAUUGCUGGGGGGAAGGGGAGGGUAGUUAAAAGGCUGUGGUUUGGAUUUCUGAUUUUUCUUUUGUAUUUGCUAGUCUGAUUUCCUCAAAAGGAAGUGGAAUUUACUACUGUUGUCAAUAUUGAUGGUGUUUUGAAUUGGUGCCUACAGAGAUAAAUUCACAAUUCAAAAGUCAGGUGCUGAAAGAUGGUUUAAACAAACAAAUCAUGAAGGUAUAUUUUACAUUAUAAUUGUUGAUGAGCUCUUUGGUUUUCUGUAUUUUUUUCCCUCUCUUUAAAGCAUCACUGAAAUUUCAAUAAAUUUUUAUUGAAAUGUC
Molecule: messenger RNA, 4429 nt
Organism: Choloepus didactylus (southern two-toed sloth)
Lineage: Eukaryota; Metazoa; Chordata; Mammalia; Pilosa; Megalonychidae
Gene: TBX3
Product: T-box transcription factor 3
Exons: 8
Coding region: 576-2813 (745 amino acids)
Biological process (GO): regulation of transcription by RNA polymerase II; heart looping; central nervous system development
Cellular component (GO): nucleus
Molecular function (GO): RNA polymerase II cis-regulatory region sequence-specific DNA binding; DNA-binding transcription factor activity, RNA polymerase II-specific
Source: RefSeq, a predicted model, not a curated record